AUGGGCUGGAUCUUGUUCCUCGGCGCCCUGUUGGUGGCAGUCGCCCCCGCAGUGUACAUGUACCUGGUGCCGCUGCUCACGCCGCGCCUGCCGACCCUCGAGAACAAACGAAUCUGCCUGCUGAUCGCCCACCCGGACGACGAGGCCAUGUUCUUCGCCCCCACCGUCCUGGCCCUCACCAAGCCCGAUACCGGAAACCACGUCAAGAUCUUGUGUCUGAGCUCAGGUGACGCCGAUGGUUUGGGCGAGACCCGCAAGAAAGAACUGGUCAAGAGCGGCAUGAAGCUCGGCCUGCAACAAGAACAAGACGUGUUUGUCAUUGAGAGCCCCGACUUUCAAGAUUCCAUGACCAAGACCUGGGACGAGACAAAGAUCGCCUCCCUCCUCGGCCGCGCCUUCGCCCCGCAGCUCGCCCGCCAGCGCGCCGCCGGCGAGGAGCCCGCCGCCAACAUCGACGUCCUCAUCACCUUCGACGCCGCCGGCGUCUCCUCCCACCCGAACCACGUCUCGCUGUACCACGGCGCCCGCGCCUUCGUCUCCGCCCUCUCCGCCGACCCGCGCUGGCCCUCCCCCGUCGACCUCUACACCCUUACAUCUGUCUCUGUCGCCCGCAAGUACAGCAACUUCCUCGACGCGAUACCCACCCUCUUCUCCUGGGCCACCACGCCCGGCAGCAACCCGCCGAAGCCGCCAAAGAAGCCCAAGACGACGAAAGAGGAGGAGGAGGAGGAGGAGGAGGAGGAGGAGGAGGACAACAGCGAUGACGACGAGGACGAGGACGAGAAUGACGACUACCACCCCACAGCGCUGGUGUUCCUCAGCGAGCUGGGCGCCGACGGCGGCUGGGCGACGGCGUGGAGCGCCAUGACGACGGCGCACAAGAGCCAGAUGGUCUGGUUCCGGUACGGCUGGAUCGCGCUGAGCAGGUACAUGGUGCUCAACGACCUGCGGCUCGAGACGGUC
Colletotrichum navitas is the source of this 963-nucleotide messenger RNA. RefSeq names its product putative deacetylase LmbE-like domain-containing protein. Gene Ontology annotation, cellular component: endoplasmic reticulum. Gene Ontology annotation, biological process: GPI anchor biosynthetic process. Gene Ontology annotation, molecular function: N-acetylglucosaminylphosphatidylinositol deacetylase activity. The annotation marks the transcript as partial. NCBI's taxonomy places the organism in Eukaryota, Fungi, Ascomycota, Sordariomycetes, Glomerellales, Glomerellaceae. The transcript has 3 exons. The record is from RefSeq and is a predicted model, not a curated record.